This is a messenger RNA of Zingiber officinale, 3021 nucleotides long. RefSeq names its product receptor-like serine/threonine-protein kinase NCRK. Gene Ontology annotation, biological process: protein phosphorylation. Gene Ontology annotation, molecular function: protein kinase activity; ATP binding. The coding region runs from base 1138 to 2757 and encodes 539 amino acids. NCBI's taxonomy places the organism in Eukaryota, Viridiplantae, Streptophyta, Magnoliopsida, Zingiberales, Zingiberaceae. The transcript is spliced from 9 exons. The record is from RefSeq and is a predicted model, not a curated record.
AAAAAAUUUAUUAUUUAGCCACAACAGAGCGUGAGAGAGAGAGAGAGAGGGAGAGACGGAGAGUGAAUGGAACCGUUGAGCAGUUCGAAGUUUGAACACUUCGGAACGAUUUUUAGAUUUGUUUUCGUUUUUUAUUAGCUCUUUCUUUGUUGUUUUGUUCGAUCGGAGGGGGUUCUGAAUCAGUAAUUCACGCUCGAUCCGUCGCUAUCGAGUAGGUGAGCAGAUUUUUAUGGCUAUUUCCGGCGAAGAGCACUGAUCGGGAGGCCCGUUCCAGUUCCCUCUCCACUCUGCCCUCGCCUCAUCGAUUGCGGCCUCCGGCGAUUCCAGAAAGCUUCCCGCUUACUCUUCGAUUAGGGCAGCAAUCGGCCACUCCGCCUAACGCAUUCCUUCUCCUUCAACCUGUUCGUCGAUAUGACUCCCCGCAAGCUCCCGAUUCGGCAGAGAAAUUAUCAGUUGCAGUUCGCCGCCUCUCGUGAUUCAGAUCGAAUCUAGUGUCCUCUUUUCCUUUUGAGCCUAUUGUUGAGGAUUCAUCUUUUCAAGACACUUGAUGGAAGUGUAGGGUUUGAUGUCUCACCAAACGUAGUGUUGGGACUAACUUGAUGGAAUUUCACUGGAGAGUAGCCUUGGCUUGUAUUAGUGUGGUUCUGUUGGUCCAGCUCACGACUUGUGAGAGUUCGUUGGCUCAACCGAACAGUCUAAAGUGGACGUGCAUUUGCAAUGCUGAUCCUCUUGAAAAUGCUCCUGCAUUUAAUUCCUCCUCUUGUGGUUGCAUUUAUGGAACUACAGAUAGAAUGACAUGGAAUUGCUCUUGUUCAACACUCAACCGUCAAGCCCCUCGGAACAUUCUUCAUAACACUAGUUUCUCUUCCUGCAAUUGCACCUUAGGUUACUUUUUCUCAUCUGCCCAAUUAAAGUUAUCUCUGCUGUAGCUUAAAAAUAACUCAAACUGAAAUUCACUCAAUGGAUAAUAUUUGGGGAGAAAUAACCAACACCAAACAGUUGACACUGACACAGCUCGACGAAGCUGAUAAUUUGCGAUAACAGAUAUUUAAUUGUAUGUUAUCUUAAUACGUUUAGUUUGCUUUAUUUUAUUUUAUGAAUUAAAAUCCUUAUUAUCUUUAGUAUGCCGCUUCUUCUAUGUCUUAUAUAGAUCUUGCAGGAACACCUGCAGUCUCAGAGAAACAUCUCUCUAAGAAAGCUCUUUUGAUUAUUGUACUUCUGUGUGCUGCAUUUGCAACUGUUGCAUUGGUAGCAUUGUCUACAUACUGUUUCUAUUGCAACAAUAGACUUCCCAUGCAACUAUCACAAACUCCAUCAGUAAAGGAUACGAGUUAUAACAGUUCAGCAAACUUGAUAAGUCAUCGAUCUGCUCAAUUUCAGCCAUAUCAAAGCAAAACCUGUUUCUUCCUCAAGCCUAUAUCAGAAAUCAUACAAAAGCUUCCUUUCAUGUUUGGAAGUGGAAAGGGAACUUUAUCCGGUGUAGUUAUCCAAUUUUCCUAUGUCGAAUUGGAGCAAGCUAGUAAAGGAUUCUCAACUGAUAACCUCAUAGGGAUUGGAGGGAGCAGCAAUGUCUAUCGUGGAGAGUUAAAGGAUGGAAGAAUGGUUGCUAUAAAGAAAUUAAGACCAUUAGGAGGGUCAGAAAUUGAUCCUGAGUUUUUGCAUGAGAUUGAACUCAUAUUGAGGUUCAACCAUUGUCAUGUGGUGCUUUUGCUUGGGUACUGUAUAGAAAACCAAGGAAGGCAAUUAGAGAGGCUCUUGGUAUUUGAGUAUAUGUCCAAUGGGAACUUGAGAGACAGUUUAGAUACAAAACAAGGGAAAGAAGCAAUGGACUGGGAAACACGUGUGCAAAUUGCAUUAGGUGCUGCAAAGGGUCUGGAAUAUCUUCAUGAAGCAGCUGCUCCCAGGAUUCUGCAUAGAGACAUCAAAACCACCAACAUUCUUUUGGAUGACAAUUAUAGGGCUAAGAUAGCUGAUCUUGGUAUGGCUAAACAACUAAUGACAGAUGAUCUUACUAGUUCUUCCAGUUCUCCAGCAAGAAUGCUAGGGACAUUUGGGUAUUUCGCACCGGAGUAUGCCAUAGUUGGAAAAGCAUCGCAAAAGUCGGAUGUAUUUAGCUUUGGAGUGGUUAUUCUUGAGUUGAUCACUGGUCGCAGACCUAUUUUCAAAGCUACAAAUAAAGGAGAAGAUAGCCUUGUGAUAUGGGCAACAAGUCGUCUUCAGGAUAGCCAGCUAGUUGUCUCUGAGUUACCCGAUGCAGUUCUAAGAGGAAAGUUCCCUGAAGAAGAAAUGCAAAUAAUGGCUCAUUUAGCAAGAGAAUGCUUGCAAUGGGAUCCAGAUUCAAGACCAACGAUGAGCGAAGUUGUUCAGAUUCUUUUAACAAUUGCUCCUGGAAAAUCUAGAAAGAGAAAUAUGCCGACAAGUCUUGAGUGGAGUUCAUACGCCCCCAGUACCAGGGAAUCCAGCCUAAUUCAAAAUACAGCAGUUACAAUUGAACGACAUGAACCGAGUGGAGUGAGAUCUGCUCGAUCGCAUCCUCCCCGUUCCAUGUCAAUACCAAUUGAACAACAGUACUUGUGCAAAGAGCACCAAAUAGAGUUGGAGAUAGAGCAUACUGAUAGACUGAUACCGUCGAGAUCAAACUCAUGGAGUGGGAGGUCCUCGGAAGACGAAAUUGUGGACAUGUUCGAGCCUUGUUUUGAAUCCUUUAGACAGGCAAAUAUGGCACCCUCCCUGUUCCAUGUUGAUACAGUUGGAUGAAACUUGUGCAACAUAUACCAAAUGAAGUUGGAGGCACAAUGCGAUUAUGGAUCACGGUUGAAAGAACCAAUCUGUCUGCGCGGAUUAUAGGAGUUGAAACUAGCAAUAGCAAUGAUUUGUUUUUUCUAUUCUUAGAUGUCCUACAAUUUUUUAUUUGUUUGGGGAGUUUAGAAUGAGGCAUUCGUGUUUGAAGUCAUUGAAGGGAAUAGUGUUAUUUUUUAUUAAUAUCUACAGGGUGCUGCAUACACAUUGUAUUUCUGUUUA